ACGACCACCUGCGCAAAAUUCAAAAUGGCGGGAGGCGGGCUUCAUAGUUCGGUAUUUCUCGUCAUGGUAUCUGGGCAGAUAGAGUCCGCAAAGGUGAGACAAAACUUAUAAGUAUGCCAAAUUGCAAUAAGAUGUAUUAAAUCUGUAUUUUCUUUUUGUCUUCGACCUUAGUUCCCAGAGUUUGACGAUUUAUACUGCAAGUACAGUUUUGUUUAUGGUCAAGAUUGGGUCGUUACGUCUGUAAGUACUUUUUAAAGGUCGUUCUUUAUUUCGCGGCUGUGCAUCCAGGAGUUUUAUAUACGUUUUUUUCAAUUUGGUAUCAUAAUGACAAUCAUGCUGGAAAAGUACCUUUAAUGUCCUACACGCACCUAAUGUCUUUGUAUGUAAAAAUGAUGUCAAAAUUUGACAUGAAUAUCUACAGAUAGGAACGAUAUUGCUUUUUUGACAGGGAUGGGAAGAAGGACUUUCCCAGACUACAAAAAAGAGUGUAGACAGGCGACAAGUAUUUGUUUUCAACUUUCCACUGGAUAUUACUUUCAAGAGUACUAGCCCUUUUGGAUGUGAGUACAAAAAUGCAUUAAAAAUAUUCUGUAUAUUAUCAUUGGCUAUUAUUUUGGUUUUUCAUUUUGUAUUGACAAUUCAAGUGUGUCUGCGCAGUACUUCCAGUCAAUUUAAACUCCCCAGCGGGGGGAGGUACUUUAGGAAUUUUUGGGUGGGGAUGUCAGCGUGCAAAGAAAGUAAUGUCCGAUAGUCAAAUUUGUUUUUAACCCCAGCGGGGAAGGUACUUUGAAUAACAGAAAACAAAAAGUUUUUGGGGCUGGAAAUGUGGACUAGUAAAUUAGCUGCCCAAAUGGGACCCUGGAACCCUUAGCCUAUACCAGAGCUGAAUUUUGCUACCCAAAACUAGACUAAAUUCCCCAAGUCUUACUAAGAAUCAUCGUAUAGAUCGACAGCAAGUACUUGGAAAAUAAAGUAAACAAAUCCUGCCUAUCCUAGCGUAGCUUUUGGGCUUAAAUUUGCCUAUUUGUUUUUUUUAUAUAUUUUUGAGUGGCAAUUCCUGGUUUCCCUAGCGUAGACUAAAAUCUUCAACCAACUGAUCAGUUUCCUGGAAAAUGAUACCCUAUUCUAGACCCAGACUCUCUAAUUUAAUCUUCGUCUGGUUGUUUGCUAUUUUCAAAACAUUUCCAGAAAAUCCAGUUGGGAAGUAAAUGACUUUGAAAUGACUUUAUGGAGAAAAUUUCCAGGAGCAACGGAACAUCUGAAAAGGCAGUCCUUUGUGUUUCAGUUAUUCAAACCUAUUUUUGAUACCAGUUUCUGCCUUUUGCUGCUGUUUUUCGAUAAAUGGAACUGACUAGUAUAAAUAAUAUUUAAACCUGAUUCCCGGAUGAAAUUUAGCAGUCUUGAAUUUUGCUUACCAUUUGCCCAAACUGUGAACCGACCAGUUUGAACAUGGGAAUGGUAAACAACCUCUGUUUCAAGUUGUAUCUUUAGGUUAUUUCACAUUACCAAGCGGUGAUUCUUAACAGGAUAUUGUGCUACUCUUUAAAUUCUUCUCCAGGGCCUCAACUAGUGAUCAGUUGUUAUGGCUUGGAUUUCUAUGGCCAUGAUGUGGUACGCGGAUAUGGAGCUGUUCAUGUUCCAAUCUCACCAGGAAGGUAUAUCAAUCACUUCUUCACCAUUAAUUAUUUUAUAUUUUAUAUUUUACAACAGACAAUUAAACAACAACAAUGAAUCUUUAUUAAUAAGCAGAUGAUAUAACACUGCCCACAGCUAGCAAGGCUAUUAAAUUUUUGAGGCAGGACAGUGUGUGCAAAAAAAGAAAUUAAGAUUAAGGCUAAGUAAGGAAAAUUUACAGUUUACAAAUAGGUAAAAUAAAAAUCGUAAUAUGAUUGAGGACUAGAUAACACGAUGGAGAAGGUUACAGGAAUUACUUUGAAUACUACAUUUGAACCUCGAUAUAGCAAAGGGCCAUGGGACAGGGCAAAAUAUGUUCACCAUAACAAGGUUAUUUUCCACAUAUUUUUCUAUUACUGGGGCGAAGAAUUAGCAAUUAUUGGAUGAGGUUGAGCAAAAUAUCGUGAUUUGUCAGUGGCGAGCAGAUAUUAUUUGCCAAACCCGAAGGCUGAGGCAAAUAAUUGAUCUGUGAGACACUGACAAAUCACGAUAUUUUCUGCUGAGUUCAAUAAUUGUUUUAUCAUUCGAUGACCGAGUUUGUUUUUUUAAUGAACAUCCUUGGGAAGAGAAGCAAUCUGCCAUUUUCACGCAAGAGCGAUCGCAAGAAGGAGAAAAGCACGGUUUCCUUUACGCAUGAGCAGAAUAUUAUUUGCAGCCAAACACAGUUGGACAGCAUUGCGCAUGAGCAGACCAUUAUUUGUGGGCAGUUAUUUGCAAGUCAUGUGGUGGGCUCUCAGUCAAUGAAAAGAAAGAAAAAUUUGCUUCAAAUGAUAAUUAUUAUUAUCUUUCAUUGUGUCCUUAUUAUCCAAGUUAGUGACUAUAUCAAUUCUAUUGUUUGGUGUAAUUUGUAUUCAGCCACACAAGGGAGAUUCCAAUGUUUGUUCCUGAGUCAUCGUCAAAGUUUCAGAAAUUCAUAAGGUAAAGUGUUGUGUUUUCUUCAUUACAACAGUCAAAAUAAGCUCAAUAUUCAUCCCUAUUCUCUUUAGAGAUCAUUGUUUUCUUUGUCAAUGAUCUGGUGUCAAGUAAAUCCCUGUUCACUACUCAUCAGUGGUUGGCUGUUUAUUUUUAAUCCUAUCCUGCUGUGCCUUUCUUAGGGAAAGAGGUGCAACAACCCCCCUUGAUUAUACACCCUUAAUUUACCUAAAAUGCAUUUGUCUUCCAUUACAUGUACAUAGUUUUGGGUUUCUUAAUAAUCUACGGCCGUUUCCGAGUUGCCUCAAACCUCUGUUUCAAAGCGAGGCUUAGCGCCAAGCUAUUAGCCUGUACACAGACGUUGUUUUAUUUUUCUUUUCGUUCUUUUCGGAAACAUCGGCGAGCUCACAAGCGUGUGAGAAUGAGCAUGGAGUGCGAGAAAGAAAAAUAAAUUUUUCUUCUUCCCCCACCCCUACCCCCUUGCGCUGGGGGUCAAUAAAUUCCCUGCAGUUUAUAUUUUAUCAUGCGCGCUCGAUGGACUUUGAAGAGAAAUAGAGGGUCUGUGAACAGGCUACCAAGCUAUUGAUAUGAAAAUGAUUUUUUGAUUCUCAUGCAAAUGAUACUCAUUUCCACGAGAAAGAUUGUGCACAUAGCCUCAUUUUGAAAGUGGGAGGUUUUGGAACUUGGAAAAUAAUGGCCGAUUUUAAUAUUAUUGUAGCAUGCCCUAUACCAAAAAUAAUAUCUCCUUUUUAGAAUGAAAUGUUUACAUAUUUUUUCCAUUUAAAAUACUAAAUGCAAGAAUAUUUUCUUAAUAGUUGGUUCUUUGGUAGGAGACCAGAGUUUGUGGACCCCAAACUUGCUGCACAAGGAGAAGGAAGGGAAGUGACCAGAGUAAGGUCACAAGGAAGUGUGAAAGUGACAUUCAGUGUGGUGACACGCGACAUGAAAAAACUUGGUUAUGACACAGAGCCUGCUAGUGUAGCUAUCCCUCACCUUGCUCCUGGUAAUGCUGGAGUCACAACAAUAAGACCAGAAUCUCAAAUGCAUGGAGCUGAGAGUCACUCCUAGCAACCAUAGAGUGCAUGUGAUUGGGAAAUGUGGAUUUGAAUUUUGAAUUCCUGAUUUCAGAUUUGCAUUGAAACGUGAAAAUAUCCAAAACUGAAUUUCAACGCUGAGAAUGCUGUCCUUGGAUUUCCCUUCUUUCCGUUUUUUUGGGGGGAAAUCUGAAAAAGAGUUUGAAAAACUGUUCUCAAGAACAGCAGUUUUGCAUGUGCAUGCAUGUUUAGCAGAAAAAAGACUACUGUUCAUGACAACAGUUUUGCAAAUCCUUUUUCAGAUUUUAAAAACCACAGUAAAAAGGGAAAUCCAUGUAUUCGGGGUUUGGAUGUCAUAAGUGAUAUCCACCUGUCCUCAGCUUGGGGACAAAUUUCUCGGGGGUGAUAUUUGAACACAGCAGUCAUGGCAUUUUUGAUCGAUUAGAUCUUGUUUGCCUCAAACUUCUGGGGGUUUAGACAGUUAAAGAGAUGAUGUAAACCCUAGGGGUAACACAGGUAUUUGGUUGAGUGUCUGGCCACCAAGUCAAUUAUUUAAAGCCUCAAAGGAACAACACUGUACAUUUUGAAAAUAAUAUUUUUCAGAACAUGAAAAGCAUUAAGAACUUUAGAAGGCAUUGAUAUUUUGUGGUUAUAAAAAGAAAAUGAAAUUUAAUAAAUUUAUAUACUUCGCUCGUAAAUAUUUAGGUAAACUGAACCCAUGCAUUGUUGUUGUAAAAAAUUCUAUAAACAUAAGUGAGC
Molecule: messenger RNA, 4379 nt
Organism: Porites lobata
Lineage: Eukaryota; Metazoa; Cnidaria; Anthozoa; Scleractinia; Poritidae
Source: the annotation of a GenBank genome assembly